AGAGGAGGUUUUACGCUGAGCAUCGAAUCGAAGCAUAAACCCUCUCCUCUCCUGUCCGCUCCGUUCCGUUCCGUUCCGGAAUCGCAUGCCUUUUCGAUCUCAGCUGUGAAAAUUAGUGGUUUAAACAUCAUGCCGGAUACGCAAUCCCUUGUUAAUGACUUUCUCAACAAGCUCAGAAAGCGUAAGAUUGAGGGCUCUCAGGCAACGGCAAAGCAGACUGCUGAACUGCUGAGAUCCGUGAUUUCACAAACGCGAGUCCCUUAUACAAACCAGGCUGGAGCUCUGAUUGAUGCUGUGAAAGCUGUUGGGGAGCAGUUAAUUGCUGCAAAUCCUAUUGAGCUCGCUGUCGGUAAUAUUGUCCGACGUGUAUUGCACAUUAUUCGGGAGGAGGAUCUUUCCCUGACAAAUGCUGCUAUAGCUGGACUUAACUUAUCAGGUGUAAGUGAUGAUGAAGAUGGGGCUGAGGGAGAUGAGCAACCAGUUCUAUCGGCUGCUGUUCUUGCUGCUGCCGCUAGAAGCACUUUGCGUCCACCUUCCUUACAAACUCUUCUUGAGGAUGUACCGGACUCUGCAGCAGUUCCUCACACAUCUUCGUCUGGGGGUGAUUCUGAAGGAAAAAGCAAAUCUGCUGAUAAAAGUUCAAGAAGCCGGAAGCUGAAGCAUGAUGUAAUCGAGGCAGUUAAUGAGCUCAUUCAAGAUAUUGUUACUUGUCAUGAUCAGAUUGCUGAGCAAGCAGUGGAGCAUAUACAUCAUAAUGAAGUGAUAUUAACGUUAGGUAGUUCAAGAACAGUGCUGGAAUUUCUUUGUGCUGCAAAGGAGAAGAAAAGGUCAUUUCGAGUAAUUGUAGCUGAGGGUGCUCCAAGGUAUCAGGGCCAUCUUCUUGCAAAAGAAUUGGUUACAAGAGGUCUACAGACCACACUGAUUACUGACUCUGCUGUUUUUGCCAUGAUAUCCCGAGUGAACAUGGUUAUAGUUGGAGCCCAUGUUGUCAUGGCUAAUGGUGGGGUUAUAGCACCUGUUGGGUUGAAUAUGGUGGCACUUGCAGCUAAAAGGCAUGCUGUCCCCUUUGUAGUACUAGCUGGCAGUCACAAGUUAUGCCCUCUGUAUCCCCACAAUCCUGAAGUCCUACUCAACGAGUUGCGAUCUCCGUCUGAGCUCCUGGAUUUUGGAGAGUUCUCAGAUUGCAUGGAUUUUGGAAGUGGCACUGGUUCCCCCCUUCUACAUGUUGUCAAUCCAACAUUUGAUUAUGUUCCACCAAAGCUCGUUAGUCUCUUUAUUACAGACACAGGAGGGCAUAAUCCAUCAUAUAUGUAUCGGCUCAUUGCAGAUUAUUACUCGGCUGAUGAUUUGGUAGUUCAACGAAGACCCACUCCAGGGAAUUAACCUCAAAGUAAUCUGCUUUCUUGUCCGUUAUAUUCAAUUUUGUGAGACUAUUUGAAAGCUUUUUGAAUGGAUAAAUGGAUUCAAAUAGAUGUGGAUUUGUCUUGACUACCGUGUUGGAGGACACCAUGCAAUGAUGAUCAGAGUUUGUGAAAUCAACUUAAUAGAAUUUAGAGAAACAGAGGAAGCCAAUUUUACAUUUAUGCAGUAGAGGGGCUUUGGGGAGUAAGGAAAUGAAUGUAAGGUAAUUUAAUUUUUGUAGCGGCAUGAAUUUAGUCACCCUACUCUGUACUAAUAAGCUAGUCAUACCUAAUUUUUGUAUUGCAUCUAGAUGGAACAUUGAUGGUAUAGCAGGUACCAGGAGAUGAUAACCAUUUCCGAAUUUGUAUCUUGCUCGAAAACUUUAAAUGUUUCCAAAGUAAUUUUGUUC
Rubroshorea leprosula is the source of this 1810-nucleotide messenger RNA. The record is from the annotation of a GenBank genome assembly. NCBI's taxonomy places the organism in Eukaryota, Viridiplantae, Streptophyta, Magnoliopsida, Malvales, Dipterocarpaceae.